This is a messenger RNA of Brassica napus (rape), 3269 nucleotides long. RefSeq names its product probable inactive lysine-specific demethylase JMJ19. Lineage: Eukaryota; Viridiplantae; Streptophyta; Magnoliopsida; Brassicales; Brassicaceae. Gene Ontology annotation, molecular function: histone H3K4me/H3K4me2/H3K4me3 demethylase activity. Gene Ontology annotation, cellular component: nucleus. The record is from RefSeq and is a predicted model, not a curated record. Gene Ontology annotation, biological process: chromatin remodeling.
AUUUCUCUCUCUCGAAACCUUUCUCUCUCGAUCAAAGUCGCAAACUUUGCUUCGAAUUCAAUCCAUCUCUCACCUUCCCUUGCAAUCAAAUCUCCAAAUAAAUUAAUCUCUCUGCGCGAUUCUCGCUCUUCUUCUCCGACAGAGAAAGGUCUCGAGCUUCUUCUUAGGUUGAGCCUAGGUCGAAAAGGGUAUCGAGAUUGUAGAGGUUUCUCACGCUGAUGAUUAUUCUUCUUGUUCGUCGUCAUCACCUUCUGAUUUUGUGGCUUUUGUGUGAUCUAAAAUAUCUAUCGUGGCUUCAUCUCUCCUAUUUUUAAGCAAGUCAGAACUUUGCUUCAACCCUUUAAGCCACCAACGAAUAUUUCAUUGUUUUCUACACGAAAAGAAAAAGCAGAUAGUGGGUGGAGACAUGAUGGAGCAGUUUGUUCUCUAUCACUUGCAAACACUUUUCGGCAGCAAAAUCUUUGACUAUAUGAUCAUUGUCUUUACCGGUGGAGAUGAUUUGGAAGACAAUGAUGAGACUUUGGAGGACUACUUGGAUGCUUGUUGGUGAUGUUCCGUGGAGGAUGUUUAUUGGUUCUGUGAAAAGGCAUUGGAGUCACUUGCACUCUUGUGUAGAAGUUAAAGAGUGGAGCAUUGGAGUCACUUGUCUCUCUUGUACUCCCUUGUAUUCUCAUAUUAUCAUGUCACGGACUGGAGCUGAUCUUGCGCUUCCGCCUAGAAUCUGUCCUCCUCUAAACCAGCUUUUAUUUGGUAAACACUCGCAAGGAAAUGAACACAUUUCAUUCCUUAUCUCCACUGAUAAAAAGGACCAGAUGCAUUUGCUUCGAUUAUUGUUCAAUACACUAUACUAUUGGGAGGUGGCUGUAAGGUCUUAUGGGCAUUGAAGGUGGGAACACAAGUUCGAAAUCUGGAAAUGUGGACAAGUUCUUGUCACCUCCGCCAGGUUUUGAAGGUUGUUCCAAAUCUGUAAAUGUGGACAAGUUGUUGUCACCUCCACCAGGCUUUGAAGGUGUGAACAGAAGUUCGAAAUCUGGAAAUGUAGACAAGUUGUUGUCACCUCCGCCAGGUUUUGAGUCUCAAGCAAGGUUUGUGCUUAGGAAGGUACAAGAGAAGACAAAUGGAUUCCGUCCAGGAGAUGCAGAUAGUUUCCAGAAGCUUCUUAACAGACGACCGUGGAUUGUGCAGGAGCACACAACUCCGAGCUCAGGGGUCUUAAAGACAACGAAACCUGAGGUACAGCCAAGACGGCUACGGAGAGUCUCCAAGAAGAUUGUCCUUGAGGAAGCUUCAGUGUUUAACCCAACCGAGAAGGAAUUCAAUGACACUCUCUCGUACAUUGCAAGCUUGCGUGACAUAUCUGAGCCUCAUGGUAUCUGUUGUGUGGUUCCUCCUCCUUCAUGGGAUCCUCCAUGUCUUCUUGGGGAGAGACAAAUAUGGGAGGGAUCCAGAUUUUUCACUCAAGUUCAGAUCUUUGAUGGAGUUCACACCGAUGACCCAAAGAUCAAAAAGGAGACUGAUGCUGAUAGUGAUGAUGAUGAUACGUUUCACAAGGUUAAGUUCUGUAGAACAGAACUUGGUAAUGAGUAUACUUUGGAGAUCUUCAAGAACUUUGCAGAUUCAUACUUGGAGAGUCAUUUUCGCUUAAAGGAGAAGGUGAAAGACGCAUGGCCAACGGUGGCAGACGUUGAGAAAGAGUUUACAAAACUUCUUGAGAAUCCAUUUGUUGAACUAGGGGUGCUUUAUGGGGAUAGUAUAGAUACCAAAACGUUUGGCAGUGGAUUUCCUUUAUCUGGAUCAUCUGAAUCUUGCAAGUACAAAACAUCAGGUUGGAAUCUGAACAAUACAGCCAAGCUUCCUGGCUCUCUUCUAACGUUUGACGACUGUGAAUCAGUUUGUGUUCCUCGCUUAAGUGUGGGAAUGUGCUUGUCUUCCCAGUUGUGGAAAUCUGAGAAGGAGAGACUCUACUCGCUCUGCUAUCUGCAUACAGGCGCUCCUAGAGUGUGGUAUUCUGUUGCAGGGUGUCAUCGUUAUAAGUUCAUGGAGAGCUUUGUCCCUAAGGUGUCAGGAGAAGAGUCAAAGAAGAGUUAUGAUUCUGUGAUGGCAAUGUCUCCAUAUGCGUUGCACAUGGAGGGUAUACCAGUGACCAGGUGUGUCCAGAACCGUGGACAAUAUGUUAUAUUGUUUCCAGGGACGUAUUACUCUGCCGUUGACUGUGGUUUUAACUGUCUGGAGAUAGCAAAUUUCGCUACCCUUGAUUGGUUACCACAUAAGGAAGUAGAUGCUCUGCAGAAUCAAGAGAAGAAAAGAAAAUCGUUAUUAUCGUAUGAUAAGCUAUUGUUUGGAGCUGCUAAUGAAGCUGUGAAAUGCCUUAAGGAAUACUCUUUGACCAAGAAGGAAACAGCAGACAAUAUGAGAUGGUUUAAUGCUUGUGGUAAGGAGGGGAUGUUCUCCAACACUGUUAAGUCACGGGUCAAGAAGGAGAAAAGCAGAGUUCAGUACCUUAGUGGUCCACUAAAACCACAAAGGAUGAAGGAGAGUUUUGAUGAUGUGAGCAAGAGGGCAUGCUGUGUAUGCUUUGUGGAUUUGCAUCUUUCCGCUGUCCAGUGUUCAUGUUCUGCUGACCGUUACUCGUGUCUGAGUCACAUGAGGAAUCUCUGUGCCUGUCCGUAUGACAAGAAGAGUUUUCUCUAUAGGUACACCAUCGAUGAGCUGAACAUUCUUGCAGAGGCGUUGGAACAACGUAAGCUCAGCUGUAUGUUCAAAUGGGGAAACAUAGAUGGCAACUAUUGUGCUUCUCCUGCCAUCAGAAGUUCACAACCUGGUGGGGACAAAGGCAAGACAACAGAUGAGGUUAUGCAAGAUGUUGAAACUGGGGGUAAGGAGCAGAUGAAGGCAAGAGGGAAAGUGAGAUCGAUCAUAGAGAUAAUGAAUGUCAAAGAGGAAAAUGAUAAUGAGUCAGGGCCUGUGACCCUAAACCCUUGUUCUAAUAAAUCAAUCAGGCCAUGGGAUUCUUCUGCUGUCAACAUGGCAAAGAAGCAGAAGGAGGGAUGGAUAUAAAAGGAAUGUUUUGCGUUUAAGUAGUUUAGUCAAAGGAGUAGAUUGGUUUGCAAAUUUGCACCAUUAUGUUAACCCUAGGUUGACAAAAAAAAAAGUAAACCCUAGAAGUACAACUCUAAAGUCAAAUUUAUGUUGCAUUUGUUUGAAAACAGUUCUGUUUUGCUUAAAAAUAUUUUUAUAUAUUUUUCUUAUAAAAGAGUUGAUUGGUAGUU